Messenger RNA from Paramacrobiotus metropolitanus, 1840 nucleotides. RefSeq lists its product as uncharacterized. Lineage: Eukaryota; Metazoa; Tardigrada; Eutardigrada; Parachela; Macrobiotidae. The transcript is spliced from 5 exons. The record is from RefSeq and is a predicted model, not a curated record. The coding region runs from base 157 to 1530 and encodes 457 amino acids.
CUUAAAAUAAGAUAAGUAUUUUAUUGUUUUCAAAUUUUUUAAAUUCGCAAGUUUCCGGCUGCUCGAUGUUAUAACCAGAAAACAUUUGUUAACCAGCAGGUUGCACUUUCCCGGUUUGCAUAGCUGCCAAACGCGUCUCUUUCGCGUCAGCCAGCAAUGCCAGUGUUCUUGCGCAAUGUUGUCAGCAGUAUCUUUCGUAGUCAUUCCAAGGGUUGUGCUUCCGUAUUAACAUCUCUUCCAGUUUGUACUCAAAGCUCAUCAAUCCAUUCAUUGUCUUCUUCCAUACUGUAUCGAUCUGAGUCGUCCCCUGUGUUAUCCGAUCAUGGAAAGCGCGAUGGACGGAGACGGGGUGUGUGGCGAACCCAGCGUCGAUGCAUCGGCGGUGAAGCGCCUGUUAAACCUCCGCGCGAAGAAUUCCCUUACCCCCUCAAGUACAUUAAGGUGCGCACCAUGGAGGGGCUGUUCCAGCAGGAGAUGGCGGAGGGGGGCGGGAAGACGCCGCCCCUGGGGCUGGUGUUCAACAUCGCCUAUGUGGACACGGGAUUCCCUGCUGAUCGAGGCGAAUUCGAUCCGAACGUCGAUGAGAACGGGAGGCGGACGAUCAACCCGACAGUAUUAUGCGUGCAUGGCGCCGGUGGAAACCACAAGGACCACGCAGCCGUCAUCAAAGCCCUGGCAGCCCGAGGAGCACGCGUGCUGGCUCCCGUUUUCCCCGGGUUCAAUGGACCAACGGCCAUGGACGCCACGGAGAUGUAUACGCACACUCUGGAGGAAAACGUCCAUUUUCUAGUGGACUUUCUGCGUGAACUGGGUGUCACCAAACUGGAUUUAGUUGUCGCAUUCAGCGCCGGAUGCCAUGCAGCGGUGCCGCUGGCUAGUCGGCAGGUAUUCGAUGUCCGCGGCGUGGCACUCCUGCAGAUUCCGGGACAUCGGGUUUAUAAAGGUCUAGAGCCGUAUCGGAUAAAAAAGUUUUUCAUUAAUCUGAUGGCAUGGAAAUUUGUCCGACAAUUAUUGGCCCCGGUGGCAUUUUUGGGAUUUGGUUUAUUUGGUCGUGGGCGUCGCUUGACUGUUGACCAGAUGUACGUCAUGGGACAGACCGGCUAUGGCGUUGAUUUUGCCGUUUACCAAACCUUCGUGGGGGAACUGCUCUUUAGCAAACUGCCCCUUCUCGUGACAUUCAGUGAAGACGACGAGUACGUGGAAUCGGCCGUCUCCUACGAGUUCACCCGGUUUCUGAAUCUCCGCCCGGAAGAACUGACCAUCCACGACGCGGAGGGAGGUGUCUUUAGGCAGCGCCACGAGCACGGCGACCGGGAGCAGUACAUCCGCUGUCUGGUCUUCCAGAAGGGCGGCCAUUUCGCCCAGCGACGCCCGCCCACCGUGGGACUGAUUGUGGACGCGGUGGAGGAGCUGUACGCGACGGUUAUGGGAGAGAAUCGCCGCCGACAUCAGGAGAUGCUGACGUUUUACGAUGACCGGCCCUUUGGCUAUCUGCCGCCGCGGCCCAACGCCAAGCUGAUGCUCAAGUGAUGUGCCUGGUUUCCCGGUUAAUUUUAUGGCGUUGACAUUGGAUGUUUGUCGAUAUUACGGUUUUGCCUCGAUCGUUGGACUUUAAAGUUGUCUGACUUCUAAUACGUCGCAGUGAAAUUUGAUUUCAAUAGUAGAAGUUUAAAAAGAAUGGGAAUUGUUUAGUACAAAUAAAUUAUCUUGAAGAUUUUUGCCAUUAGUGUGAUUAUCAUAAACAGACCACGUCCAUGCGUCUUACAGAAUAAUUUAAAGAAUGCGAACGAAAGCCUUUUUGGUGGUGUAAAGUGUGUAUUUUGCCACUAAUUUUCUGUGC